Siniperca chuatsi (mandarin fish) is the source of this 5821-nucleotide messenger RNA. RefSeq names its product vesicle-associated membrane protein 2 (gene vamp2). NCBI's taxonomy places the organism in Eukaryota, Metazoa, Chordata, Actinopteri, Centrarchiformes, Sinipercidae. The transcript has 5 exons. Gene Ontology annotation, biological process: vesicle-mediated transport; vesicle fusion; SNARE complex assembly. The record is from RefSeq and is a predicted model, not a curated record. Gene Ontology annotation, molecular function: syntaxin-1 binding; SNAP receptor activity. The coding region runs from base 414 to 743 and encodes 109 amino acids. Gene Ontology annotation, cellular component: SNARE complex; plasma membrane.
AAACGGUGUGUCUGAAGUCUCCGGCCACCCAUUUCAACAUGAAACUCGUCGCGAUUGACGUCACCGAGCCAUCUUUGUCCACCUAAUCCAGGCGGCUGUUUAUUACACCUUCAUUACUGCACGGACUCUGACAGCGCCAGGCUCUGGCAAUAGCCUGCUGGUGCCGCAUCACCGUAGAAAUAGGAAGAGGAAAACGGGUUUUGUAGUGAGGGGACACAUCUCAGUGGCAGAUCCAAGCCAGUUUUCCUCUUGGGCUAUAUAGGCAGGGAAACGCCACAAUAACCAACCAAAGGGUGCCAGAGGGUUGAGAGGAGCGCAGAAGGCAAUCCACAUCCAUCUGCCAGCCAUUUAGCACGCGCUAACAUUUCCAGUCCGGGUUUCAGCACAGCUGUCUAGCUAAUACUACCAAGAAAAUGUCUGCCCCAGCCGGAGCCCCUGCAGCAGAGGGAGGGAAUCAACCUCCCAACCUCACCAGCAACCGUCGUCUGCAGCAGACACAGGCACAGGUUGAUGAGGUGGUGGAUAUCAUGCGUGUAAACGUGGAUAAGGUUCUGGAGCGUGAUCAGAAGCUGUCAGAACUGGACGAUAGGGCUGACGCCCUGCAGGCUGGAGCCUCUCAGUUUGAGACCAGCGCUGCAAAACUGAAGAAUAAAUACUGGUGGAAGAAUGCCAAGAUGAUGAUUAUCCUGGGAGUCAUAUGCGUGAUUGUCCUCAUCGUCAUUAUUGUGUACUUCAGCACCUAAGAAGAGUUGCUCCUACCCCAGUCUAAUUCCAACUUCCUUGCUACAGAAAAAAACCCUCAAAUUGAUUACAAAAUUAACCAUGAGAAAAUAAUUUAUUAUAUAUAUCUCCCCGAUUAGCCUCGAUAUAACACCCCUAAACCCCUCAGGGCCCCAUGGCUCCCCCACUUCCACCACCUCGCCUCUGGACCCCUGUCAAUAUUUGUCCUGUGAGUGUGUGGCCCUGUCUCCUUUCUGGGUACUCUUGGCUUUUCUAACCUGCCAUACUGAGAACCAAACACUUGUGACGAUGCAACAGAAAAGGAAACAACGAUUGGCGAUAAUUGUUACAUAACUGAUAUAUAUAUAGUUCUUUGUAGAGUUUUAUUCUGAUAUAUACUGUUUUGUAGGUGUGUGUGCGUGUGUGUGUGCAUUUUGUAUUUUUUAAUUUUUGUAUUAAUUUUACGUAUGCUUCAGCGUUAAAUACUGCCUAUUAAUCAAAGUGUGUAUCAUGCAUGUGAUCAUCAUCUGUCUGUCCCCUGCUUACUCUCUCUUUUUGGUGUUUUUUUGCACAAUGGAGUUAGACUCCAUUUAACUAAGGAAAUACCAAUUGAUUUUUCGAGUCCAUCUGUGUUACUCGUGUCCACUUAAGACCAAGUCCAAAAUAAGUCAGAGAACUAAAACUUGUACUAAAAAAAAUAUCAUCAAGUUACAAAAAUUUGAGCUAUCACAUAGACAAAACUGCCCUUGAAAAUUUUCCAGGUUGCUCUUACUUCAGCUCCAGAUUUCUAUAACUUGAUGCCAUCAAGUUUUAGCUUCUUUGCUGGCUUUCUGAGAGAGUUAAUGCUCACUGGUAUUGAUCAAACAUACAAAUAAUGCAUGAAUUGUUAAACUAAUCAUCAUUCCCAGUCCUUUCCGUCUGAUCCACCCAUUAUCUGAAUGUCAUUUCUCUUUCUCCAUUUCUGUCCUCUAAUAAUUUUCAUCUGUAGUGUCUUUAACGCCCCAGCCCUCUUCUGUCUCUCAGCAUGCUUGAACACCUCAGUUUCUUCUGAUAAUUUUAAUACUGCCAUAGUACAGUUGGACCAAUGUCUGUAGAUGUUUCUAUUUUAUUUAAAUAUUACGUAGUGUCUUAUUUCGAAAACAUUCCUUCAUUGCAGUCUAGUGCAAAUGGUCUUACCGUAGCACAUGUAAGUGUAAGUAUCUUUAAAAAAAAAAAAAAUACACACGAUGAAACUUGUGUCGAAAACAUUGGUCAAACCAUAGGAGAAAAUAGUUAUAGUUAAUAGCUGUAAGGGUACAUUUUGGAUAGACAUGAUUAGACUUUCAAUCUGUCCAAAUGAUUUUCUUUUGUAAUACUUGUGAUGUUAUCUUAACAUUACACUUACAGUAUACUGUGGAGAUGUCAUUAAUGUCAAACUGUGGCUAUGGGCUUGCAAAAAAAAUUCUAAUGCUAGGGGAUAAAAUGGGGCCGUUACAUAAUUUGAUUAAUUUCCAUAAAACAAAGGUUAAUUCUCACUGGCCCAUUACCUACGUGGACACUGAAAAGCCUUGGUCUCCAGUCACUUCUAUUAGUUACUGUAGAAUAUUUCCAGUCAAACACGCCCUCACACGUUUAGUUUGUGUAGGGGGAGUGGCUGACUGCAGAAAAGGAAUCUGUUUAAAAUGCACAAACAACCUUGUUUUUGAUGGCGCUGUCUGGCUGGUCAAUAGCCUGGCCAAAGGAGAUCCUCGUGCAGCAAAACCUCUCCACAUGAAGAGCACAUAAAAAAAAAAUAAAAAUCCAGGAACAGGGACAGAGGCUAAUGAGGAAAAUGUCAAAUUCACAGUUGAGUUUUAGUUUCAGCAACUUUGGGGGUAGGCUCAGAAAUUUACAGUCAAAGUUUAGUGACAAGAAACGUGAGAAGCAGUUAUUCAAAAACUAGAAGCACUCCUUUGAAGAGUGUUUUGCUAGCGCAGUGGUCUGUCUCAGUGUUUCUCCCUAUAGUUAAGGCCUUUUUUCUUUUUUAAAUAUAAUAGAUUAUAUUUUUUAUUAUAGUAUAUUUUUGUGUGAAACAGACAGGUAAAGAGGAAGUGUGCAAUCAGUACUAUUUGCUGCCAACAGCAGUGAGCUCCUCUUUACCUCUGUCUGGUGUGUUUUUUGUAAUUCAGCUCUGUGCGUUAUACACUGCCAAGCAACAAGGGAGAGGCUUCUAUUGUUAUUUCUGUCAUUGGUGCCCUCGCUGGUUUGGUCUUAAACAAUUCUUUUACAUUUUUUGGCAUCUACUCCUGUGCAUACUACCUUUUUGGCUACUUUAUGAGCAGGAGAGCAGGGCAAAAUGAUGCACUUAUUUUUUAAUGCUUUGUCAAACUAAGGCCUUGUACACAUGAACAUGAGAUGACAUAAACCAAAAAUCCCUCAAAACUGCAAAUUGCAUUUUGGGGGAUUUGAAACCAUUUUACCUUCAACUAUAGAAGGUCUUUAUUUACAGAGUUUUACUUGUGGUCGUGGUAAAUCUAAGCUCUGAAAUUGUUGGAGAUCAGUUAUUCAAUCAAAUCUCUGUCUCAUGAAUCUGAAGAAAUGUGCAGGCCUGCAUUAAUAAAUGCUUAACAGGAAGCGACUCGGCUCGUGCAUUACUGCCACUAAUGCCAUUCUUAAAUCCUAAAAUGUAUUAAUUUAGCUUUAGCUAUAGAGACCAUGAAACCACCGACAAUAUUUCAAAACAAGUGUGUGUAAAGCCUUAGUAGCCUUGUCUCUUUUCAACAUGACUUUUUAUCUUCCCCACCAGCUGAGACCAACCUGCCCCCCUUUGCUCAACUCAGAUUCAGAAUCCUACAGUGUGUGUGUGUGUGUGUGUGUGUGUGUGUGUGUGUGUGUGUGUGUGUGUGUGUGUGUGUGUGUGUGUGUGUGUGUGUGUGUGUGUGUAUUAGAAUAGCUCUGUCUUGGGAAUAUCCCCAGUUUAUCCCGACAGAUUAGGCCGCUUAAAUCUCAGAGUGAGGGCACGUUGUUUCCUUGACCACUGAAGUACACAAGCAGAGAGGUUACAGAUCUGCCGGCCAGUUCUAUUUUGACGGACCCCGACCUUAACAAACCCACUCCUCCCCGCUUCCCCUAAAAGUUUUCCUCCAAACAGAGCAAAAGUAAACUGCAGAAGAUUACCAAAGACGAGAUUUCCAUGCUUACGCUGCCAAUUGCCAUCAAAAACAAGCAGAGAGAAACAGGUUAUCCAAACUAUCCCAAUCUGUGGUAAAUAGCUUAUACCCUUACCCUAUUUAUCUACAAUUACAGGACCUUUUAACUAUUACACACUAUUUACAUGGUGUGUCAGUUUGGCUUGUGAGUGUGCCAUUCUAACAUAUGCAAGUUAAACCAAAACACAAGGACCGCGUGCUUCAGAUCUCAAAUACAGUCUCCCCCACCAUGUGUAUCCAGGUCUGAAGAUCUUCUCUAAUCUGUAACAAGUUUUUAGACACAUGAUCCUAUAACUAAUAAUAGCACAACUCUUCUUUUUUCUGUCUCCAUAGUGCUGCCAUGUUCUAAAAUGAAAACAUGUAUAAACUAACUAUAGCUAUUAGACAUAAAGCAAGAAAAACGUUAUAAAAAAUCUGCAUUGUUUGGUGUUUAUGGGGGUGUUUUGGGGGUAGGGGGUCCUAUAUCCUCAGGUUUAAGGUAUUAGCAAUUUACCUAAAUAUAUAUGAGGACAAAAACUAUAUUAGCAAAUUGUAAAAUUGGGUUUUUUGGCAAUAGAAAAUCAUUAUAGGCUUACAAAUGUGGUCCUUUUAGCCAUCCUACAGGAGUUAACCACACAGUGGACUGAAGAGAAAUAACACUACUGAUUGGGGUAGGACUUCUGUGUUAUCCAUAAAUCCAACAGUUGUGAGUGCUCAACCAAUUUGGUCACAAUGGUGAAAAUGAAGUGAGUGCUCUCUUUUUCUGUUGCUUUAUUGUCUGUAUGAAAAGAAGUGCACAUAUAUUUUAACACCGUGGCCCUUUUUCUGUUGUGAUUUGUUGAUUUUGGUGGAAUGGGAAUGAUUCAGUGGAGAAUAUUGUCUUAUGUCAACCUCAAGAAUUGUUCAGUGAUCUCAACUUAACGCUGUGUUCAGAUCAUUUGGGGGAUGAUCCAAAAUGCAAGUUGCCAGCAUGGAAAAACCCUCUUCCAGGUUUGAGUUAUAACUUGUGAACUUGUAAUUCAAACUUGGAGGGAAACAAGCAGAAUGAAAGAGGCCAACAGAAGAUCCAAUCCUUCAACAAAGCGUCAUGUAAUAUGUAGAGUGGGGAAUGGUCCACAACGUUUACAGUUUACAGUCACCCUCAAAUGGGAUGAAUGCAGCGAUAGGAGGGAACCUGAGUCUCUGAAUGUUCACUGGAUGGCUAUAAACAUACAAUAUUCGACUUAAUAUAUGUUAACAUGUUUUAUUUUUUAAACAAAUAUUGUGUUUUUCUUUUGCAUUAAUUUAGUAAUAACUCCAGAUGUCACUGAAUUGUUUGUGUGUACGCACUAAUGGGUAAAGGUAAACAAAAUGGGAAGUUAAUGGGAGAAAAAAGUAUUUUUACCUUCAAUUGUCCAGAAUGCUUAGAAUGAUUCUACAGUUUACAUCAGAUUGCCGUUUGUAUCUACAAGAUAUAUUUUUUGUUUAAAUCUGUUUAUUUUUGAGGAAAGAUUUUGAGUUCUCUUUGGGACUGGGGUUUCUGGGAUGAAGGCCCAUAUUGCCCCUGGUCAUCUGGCCUUACAGGAGGGACAGGACUGGAGGAUCAUGGGCAAUGUGCUCAGCUUUAUUUGAUCUUUUUCUUUUCCUUUGCUUUUAUUUAUUGAUAGAUUUAUUGUGCUGUCAUUUGGUAUGGGAUUAGAAACUAAGCAAAGUAGACUCAGCAUAAAGGAAAGGAGACUGAAUGAAAAACUAAAGUACAUAAAUAAUUGUAGUGUAAAUCUAUCAAUGUCUUAUUAUAUUGAUGAACAUCAUGAAAUAUAUGUAUAUUGGAAAAACAGUACCUAUGACAACUUGUACUUUUGUGUGUGCUUCAUGUGUUUUGUGGGUGUGCAACAAUGGGCAGAUGCAAUUUUGACUGCAAUUCUGGGACCUUAUCUGACCUGUAUGAAUAAGCAUAAAUUUAUUAUCAAUACAAA